CGGCGGAGUGGCCGCCUCCUGCACGUCCCCACUUGGCCCCCCUCUGGCUCGCACGCAGGGCAGGAGGAAAUCCAUUCGGAUCUCAUUCGGGCCCCGGGGAAGUGAAAGCAGUCCUGGACUCAGGAUGGCCGGUUCUACCCGAUUGUAGAACGGAGAGGUCCUCGUGUCGGGAGCCCCCUCUCCUCGGCAAGCCAGGGUGGUUGUCACUGCUGGUCUGGGCGUCAGGCUUGCUACAUGUUGGGCAUGAGGCUCUAGCCUUCCCCGAGUCUUGGGGAGCUCGGUCCCCAGGGAGGAGGCCGUAGAGCAUAGUGGCUGAGAGCACGGACUUAGGACCAGAAUAACUGCGUGUGAAUCCGGGUUUGCCACUACCUGGAUGUGUGACCUACUGCAAGUUACUUAACCUCUUUGUGCCUCAGUUUCCUGGUCUGUCAAAGGGAAUAAUAUAGAAGCUAACUCAGAGGACUGUUGGAUUGAGUGAGCACAAACGUGUUAACCACCUACGACAGGGCUUGGCACAUGGACAAGACUUAAACCUAUCUGGGAUAGAGAAUAUUUAACCAUUUAGCUAAAAAUGGUAUUUUUUACAUGCAAUGCAUGUGGUGAAUCAGUGAAGAAAGUACAAGUUGAGAAGCACGUGGCUAUUUGCAGAAACUGCGAAUGCCUUUCUUGCAUUGACUGCGGUAAAGAUUUCUGGGGUGACGACUAUAAAAAUCAUGUGAAAUGCAUAAGUGAGGAUCAGAAGUAUGGUGGCAAAGGUUAUGAAGGUAAAACCCACAAAGGCGAUAUUAAACAGCAGGCAUGGAUUCAGAAAAUUAACGAAUUAAUAAAAAGACCCAAUGUCAGCCCCAAAGUGAGGGAACUUUUAGAGCAAAUUAGUGCUUUUGACAAUGUUCCCAGGAAAAAGGCGAAAUUUCAGAAUUGGAUGAAGAACAGUUUAAAAGUUCAUAAUGAGUCUGUUCUGGAGCAGGUGUGGAAUAUCUUCUCGGAAGCUUCCAGCACUGAACCUGUCAGUAAGGAGCGAGAUCAACAGCCACUCAACCCAGUGGCGGAUCCACAUGCAGAAAUCUCCGCCAAGGUUCCAUGUUCCAAAGCAAAUGAUACCACGGAAGAACAAGCAAAGGUGAAGAAGAAUAAAAGAGAAAGGAAGGAAGAACGGCAGAAGAAAAGAAAAAAAGAAAAGAAAGAACUAAGAUUAGAAAACCACCAAGAGAAUUCAAAGAGUCAGAAGCCCAAAAAGCGCAAAAUGGGGCGGGAGGCCGAGCAGGAAGCUGGAGGGGAGGACAGCCCCAAGGCCAGCGGCUCCGCAGGGAAGCCUAGCCAGAGGAAGAGGAGCAAGGGCUUGUGCGCCGAGGACGGGGCAGUGGCUGGAGGCGUGGACGAGGAGGAGGCAAAAACCGGUCCAGGAAAGAGAAAGCGGAAGCAUUCGGAGAUUGAAGCAGAGUCCAAGAAGAAAAAGAUAAAGUUCCCAGGACAUUCUGAGGGUGAAGAACCAGAAAACCAUGAGGCUUCUGCAAAAGGUAAAUUCAACUGGAAGGGAACUAUUAAAGCAGUCCUGAAACAGGCCCCAGAUAACGAAAUAGCAAUCAAAAAGCUACGGAAAAAGGUUUUAGCUCAGUAUUAUGCUGUGACAAAUGAACAUCACAAAUCUGAAGAGGAGCUUCUGGUCAUCUUUAACAAGAAAAUCAGCAAGAACCCCACCUUUAAGUUAUUAAAGGACAAAGUCAAGCUUUUGAAAUGAACAUUUUUAUAUUUAAACAUUGAAUCCAUUCUCUUGAUUUCUUCCUUUCACUGCUGUUUGUAAAACAUGUAAUGAAUUAUAACAACUCAUUUUCCUUUCCAAAGUUGUAUUUUUAAGUUA
Molecule: messenger RNA, 1858 nt
Organism: Equus caballus (horse)
Lineage: Eukaryota; Metazoa; Chordata; Mammalia; Perissodactyla; Equidae
Gene: LYAR
Product: Ly1 antibody reactive
Biological process (GO): negative regulation of transcription by RNA polymerase II; rRNA processing
Cellular component (GO): nucleolus
Molecular function (GO): DNA binding
Source: RefSeq, a predicted model, not a curated record